AAAAAUUAGUAUUCAAAAUAGUUGCCCCCUUUAUAUAAGUGUCCGCCAACUAGCUUUGUUACAUGUUCAAAAGUCUAACAUGGCGGGUUAUAUUUUCAAGUCAAUGCCUAUUGCCUAUAUAAACACCCACUAACUAAAAUCAUUUAUAAUUCUCUCUAUAAAACCUUUUUCCUUCAAUUCAGCAUUUUUAUUUUCUUUCAAAUUACAUUCACCCAUGAUGAUGAUGAAUAGAUUGAGCAUGAUUUCUCUGCUGCUUCUUCUUACGGUGAGCCAUCAAGCUUACAGCCGUUCGAUUAAUAACGGUGUAGAUGAAUCCGACGGUGUAGAUUGGAAGAGCAAGGGAGCAUCAUCUUUUCUUGAAUGGAAAUUAUCUGCUACGACGGAGACUUGUGAGCCCAUAUAUGGGUUCUUGCCCUGCUCGACCAAUGUUUGGGGGCUUCUGUUUCUGAUUGUUGUGUACGAGAUCUUGCUUUCAACCGGAGGGAAGUUUGUCGGUAUCGGGUCGAACCUUUUCUUCCAGAUUACCGGACCCGGUAUUUUCGGAGCCAGCUUGUUUCAGCUCCUCGGUGUUUUCCCACAGAUUGUCUUGGUUCUUGUAUCAUCACUUUCGGGAACAACCGAAGCUGCUCAACAACGAGCCACGCUCGGUAUGGGAUUAGUUGCCGGAACCACAGUUAUGCUUCUGACGCUAAUAUGGGGGAUUUCAGUUAUCCUAGGAAGUUACGAUCUCUCCGAGGCUAUUACAGUCGAUGAUUCCGGAAACCAAAAAGACACUCCGAAAGGUCAUGGAGUCGUUACCGAUGUUGAAACGAGCUACACCGCUCGUAUAAUGUUGAUAACAUUGAUUCCAUUUGUCAUACUCUUGUUCGCGAAAGUUUUCAAUUCACCGUUGGGGAAAAGAGUCGUUAUUCUAAUUGCUUUAAUCGUCACCGUUUCUUUGCUUUUGGCUUUCAUCACCUAUCAGAUAUUCCGACCGUGGAUUCAAAACCGGAGAUUUGAAUAUUUAAUGAAUAAAUAUGCCAAAGACAAACUCCUCAGACUCUUGUCCAGAAACGGCAAGCCCGAUACUAGCAAAAUCGAAGGGCUGUUCAGUAAAAUCGACAAGAACGGAAAUGCAGCUGUAUCGCCAGCAGAACUGAGAGUUUUGCUCUUGGGGGUAAAAAUGGAUGACGAAGAUUUAGGCACUGACAGAGAUGUCGAAAACAUCUUGGCAUCUUUCGAUGUAUCGGGUGACGGACUUAUCCAAAAGGACGAAUUCAUCAGAGGCAUGACAGAAUUAGUUACCGGACUUUCCGAUCAAACUCCAAGUCGCCUCAAAUUGACCGGUAGCAACGUUUCUCCGAACGACAACGAAUCGAUGCAGGGAUUGUUGGCUAACAGCCAUAAAUUCAGCCCGAGCGUAAUCAAAAGGACUGCUAAUUCUUGGUUGAAUUAUUUGAGGGCCGGUCUUUUUGUGGCGAUUGGGACGGUGAUGCUUUGUGCACUUGCCGAGCCUUUGAUAAAAAGUGUCGUGGCUUUCGCUCAAGCUGCAAAUUUGUCGUCAUUCUCCGUCUCGUAUUUGGCCAUACCUUUCGCUAUGAACUACGGAGUUGCGGUUGCUUCUAUUGCUUCGUCCAGACAAAGGACACAAAAAUCCAUUUCUUUGACACUUUCUGCGCUGUACAGUGGGGUGUACAUGAACAAUAUUAUCGGUCUGAUAGUGUUUUUAGCGCCGGUUUUCGCGAGAAAUUUGGAAGCAGAUGUGUUUGCACAAGUUGCGGUGGUUUUGGUGAUUUGCAUAUUCAUGACUUUGCUUACGAGUCUACGGACGACAUUCCCUCGUUGGUUGGGUUGCGUCGUGCUUCUGUUGUACCCGAUUUCUCUGGCGGUAGUUUAUUUGCUUACUUCUGUUCUUGGGUUGCCUUAAGAAGGGCCACAAGUAAAGAUAUAUUUUUCAUUCAGUACAAGGAGAAAGAUUUGUUAAACAUUGUUUUGUAUUAUAUUUCUUUUCGCUAGCCUUUUAAUAUUUUUUGUGUGCAAAAGAAUUAACGAUAUUCUCUAUUAUGAAAGGUAUCUUACCUAGAUUUUUCGUA
Erythranthe guttata (spotted monkey flower) is the source of this 2072-nucleotide messenger RNA. RefSeq names its product sodium/calcium exchanger NCL1. The record is from RefSeq and is a predicted model, not a curated record. Gene Ontology annotation, cellular component: membrane. Lineage: Eukaryota; Viridiplantae; Streptophyta; Magnoliopsida; Lamiales; Phrymaceae. Gene Ontology annotation, biological process: calcium ion transmembrane transport; intracellular calcium ion homeostasis. Gene Ontology annotation, molecular function: calcium:proton antiporter activity; calcium ion binding.